AUGUCCAAAUUCAUGUUUUCCAGAGAAAACGUGCAUGAGAGAUGGCUGAUGGCAACAGGCCGUCAAAUCCAGUCAAGGAUAGCUUGGCAGGGUCCAACAGGCAAUGUUGGGGACGUUGUGCCUGGAGACUUUGAGGGUGCAAGUGAGGUGCUGCUGCUUUGUUGUAGCAGGGCCUUUGCCCUUCUGGUGCAGCAGGCAUUGGGAUUGGUGGUGGGUGUGCAGAUUCUGCGAAACAGAUAUGCGAUCUCCGAUUGGCUGGCUUGCUUUGGCUCAUGGGUCUUCAGGGACUGGAUGGAGGAGCAGAUCACAUGGUUAGCAGGUGCCCCAGGUGGCAUCAAGCUGCAUCGCCAGCUCAGCAAUGCAUACAAGUCUAUUGCUCUUGACACCCUCACUACAGCAAUACCUGCAUACACCAUAUUGGGACACUACAUGCCCCACAUUCUGAGCCUAAUCUCUGUUGCAUCCAUCGCCCUUGGGCUGAAUUUUGGCCUCUGCCUUGCCAGCGAUCUCCUGUACAUUGCAGCGAUCCCGAUUAGCCUCAUGUACUGUGCGAUCUCGUUGGUGCACAAUGUGCAGAGGAGGUGUCUGGGAUUGACAUGGCAACUAUUGCGGGGUCAGCAUGCAAUAACCAAGAGGAAAUUGAAACAGAGAAGGCAGCAGAGGGCUGAACGAUCUGAAACAGUUGCUGGCAGCUGCCUGGCACAGGAUGGGCAUGUCACAUUGGGUAUGGACAAGGAACAAAAGGAUGAAGAGAUAUUAGUGGAGCAUCUCAUUGUGGGUGUUCUGUUGUUCACGCCAUUGCUGGGCCUGCUCCCCACGACGCUUGUGUUCUACACAUUCUUUGCAGCCCUCCACUGUGGAGUCGUAGCCGCACGUGGAUCGCUGUGGUUGCUGUGUGCUGCCCUGGACGUGAAUCCAGCUUUUUGUCUCUUCCUGAGGCUCAUCCGUCCUGCUUUGUUCCCAGAUGCUGUUACUCUCAAGGCAUUGGACUACACAAUUGCCCAUCCACGUGUUUGUAAACCUAUCUGUGGGGAUGCAAAUUGUGGCCAUGAAGCGUGUUCAACAAUGGGCAGCCUUGUCGUGCGAUACUACAGCAUCAGCUGUGUGCCUUGCCGAUGGCCAUCCAUCUUGUGCCCCAUCCAGCAGCACCAGUGGACGUCGCUGUGGCGUGGCGUGGCUGCAGCUGCAAAGGAUGUGCUGGGAAGCCGAGUAAUUGGAUUGAAGCCAUGA
Ostreobium quekettii is the source of this 1230-nucleotide messenger RNA. NCBI's taxonomy places the organism in Eukaryota, Viridiplantae, Chlorophyta, Ulvophyceae, Bryopsidales, Ostreobiaceae. The record is from the annotation of a GenBank genome assembly.